This is a messenger RNA of Anopheles marshallii, 948 nucleotides long. It is a transcript of the gene Yod1, whose product is annotated as ubiquitin thioesterase OTU1. Gene Ontology annotation, molecular function: cysteine-type deubiquitinase activity. Lineage: Eukaryota; Metazoa; Arthropoda; Insecta; Diptera; Culicidae. Bases 1 to 948 code for a protein of 315 amino acids. Gene Ontology annotation, cellular component: cytosol; nucleus. The transcript has 3 exons. Gene Ontology annotation, biological process: endoplasmic reticulum unfolded protein response; protein deubiquitination. The record is from RefSeq and is a predicted model, not a curated record.
AUGGGUUUUUCAUUGAAGCUCAAAACCAAAUCAGGCCAGCAGCAUAUUGUGAGCAAGCUGGCAGAUACGACGACCGUCGGUGACCUUAAGACGCGUAUCACCGAGCUCACCAACAUUCCGGGCGAUUCACUGCACGUGGUACUUGGCUUUCCGCCGUUUAAACCGUUGGACUUUUCCAACGAAGCCAGCCAGGUGCUGGCGUCGGGCAUUAGCAACGGUGAUACACUAAUCGUGGAAGAAAAGUCACUGACGGAGGAAGAACGCAAGCAAUUGGAAGCAGCGAAACGGUUGGAGCAAGACGAGAAGCUAGCAAAGGAACUAGCUGCCCAGGGCAGUGAAAGUAGCGGCAUUCUACUGAAGAAGGUUGUUCCUUCCGACAAUUCAUGCCUAUUCACAAGCAUAGGGUACGUUAUCACGGGAAAGGUUGACCCGGAAAGCAGUCAAUACAUGAGACAGAUAAUCGCGAGUACGGUGAAUGCCGAUAAGCACGAGUACAACGAAGGCAUCCUCGGUCGCCCAAACGAUGAGUACUGUGCCUGGAUACUGCAGCCCGAAUCGUGGGGUGGAGCGAUUGAAGUAUCCAUCCUGUCCGCCUACUAUGGUAUGGAGUUUGACGUGGUCGACAUCACUAAUGCCAUCAUAAAUCGGUUCGGUGAGGACAAGAACUAUGGCAUGCGUGCAUUCCUGCUGUUCGAUGGCAUUCACUACGAUCCUUUGUACCUGGAAUCAACGACUGGAGAUGCACCAAAGACAAUUUUCCCCAUCGAGGACCAGUCAGUGUACCUACAAGCGGAGCAAAUAGCCAAGGAAGCCAAGUCGGCACGCCAGUACACGGAUGUGAACAAGUUCACUCUCAAGUGCAUAGACUGCGACUGCUUCCUAAAAGGUCAGAUUGAAGCGCAACAGCACGCGCAAAAGACGGGCCACAUCAACUUUGGCGAAGUUUAA